GAAUUAAAUAGCGCCCACAAAUAGUGUCAUUACACUGUUCGACCAUUUCCGACACCACCAAAGCAGUCACCCUGUCCAUGUCGUGCGACGCCACACAUGAUCUGAUUUGAAUACGACCGGCAAGCGAAUUAAGAGAUCGACGAUACUACCGGAGAAAAUGUCGACUCAACAGGAUCCCAACCCUUCCAACGAAGGCAAGCACGAUGGCUUGUCCAAAUACGUUAAGCGCAUGAAGAUGGCUCUGAGGAGGAGCUCAACUGUCCGGACCACCACGCCAGUCAUGCAGAAAUCAAGAGAACCUGAGCCAAGCCAAGCUCCCGCUCCCAAACGUAUCCCGCAGGCUCCUACCGUCAAAGCUACACCCGACGCGACCGUUUUCACCAACUGGGGCGCCAUUCAAGAAGAGAAGGCGCGGGCUCUAUUUGCGAAAUACGGACUGACCCUUGAGCCUGGUGAAUGGAGGUCCCCUAGCGAUACGACCGUGCAGCGUGUUGUCAGACCUAUCCGUAUGCGAGUGCGCCGUACCUGCCAUCGCUGCCAGACCACCUUCGGCCCGAACAAAGUUUGUGUCAACUGCCAGCACGUCCGCUGCAAGAGCUGCCCUCACCACCCCUCCACCAAGACCAACGACCACCGCGACGACACCCAAGCUGCACUCCAGGCCAUUGUCGCGCAGAAAUUGCACAAACCUGUCCCUGGGCAGCACAAACCCAAGCAACCUCCUCUUACGCUGCCCUCACGCACCGGCGGCCAGGAUGUCAUCCACCACCCGACCCGACAACGAGUCCGCCGUACAUGUCAUCAGUGUAGUACUGUGUUCGCUCCGGAUGCUACGGAAUGCAGUACUUGCCAGCAUAUUCGGUGCACAAUGUGCCCUCGCGACCCACCUAAACUGGGCAAAUACCCGCAUGGCUAUCCUGGAGAUGUCGAUGAUCCCGCAGAACCUCCUGCACGGACGUGGAAGAAGCCGCGGCAGCGGGUACGCUAUACAUGCCACAAGUGUACAACGUUGUACCGAUCGGGAGAGAGAAAUUGCUCCAAUUGUGGCCAAGAGAAGGGGCCUGAAACAAUACGAGAUCCACCUCGCAGAGACAAGCCGAAACCAGACCCCGAAAUUGUUCGACGGGUUGAAGAGCGAUUGGCAAAAGUCAGGAUCAGUACUGGGUAGAUAGUUGGCUGGUAUACAAUCAAUCUACUUCGUUAUGCAGCGCAAAUGGCAAGUCAGGAUUUUCGAACCGGUUGCCAAAGCUGCGUCUGUUCACUUACGUGCUCGCACCUUCUUACGACAAGAAUAGCAGCUCAGCAAGCUUUACCCUUUGCAGCUCUCGAGUGCCACAAGGCACUGGGCAUGCAACGAUGGUUGGCGGACCUAGCAUUGUUUGAAUCUUGAUGUUACUUUGUGGCACCUGAUUGUUGACCGGUUUACUCUCUGUUGUGUAAUAUUC
This is a messenger RNA of Aspergillus welwitschiae, 1445 nucleotides long. RefSeq lists its product as uncharacterized. The record is from RefSeq and is a predicted model, not a curated record. NCBI's taxonomy places the organism in Eukaryota, Fungi, Ascomycota, Eurotiomycetes, Eurotiales, Aspergillaceae. Bases 158 to 1168 code for a protein of 336 amino acids. The transcript is spliced from 4 exons.